Molecule: messenger RNA, 1011 nt
Organism: Lodderomyces jiufengensis
Lineage: Eukaryota; Fungi; Ascomycota; Pichiomycetes; Serinales; Debaryomycetaceae
Gene: VRG4
Product: GDP-mannose transporter
Exons: 1
Coding region: 1-1011 (336 amino acids)
Biological process (GO): transmembrane transport
Cellular component (GO): Golgi apparatus
Molecular function (GO): antiporter activity; GDP-mannose transmembrane transporter activity
Source: RefSeq, a predicted model, not a curated record
AUGGAAAAAGGAAAUACACCAGCUGCAAGUCAUUCAUUGACUAAUUCGAUAAGUAAUUCUGGUCCAAUCUCAAUUUUCGCAUAUUGUUUAUCAUCAAUUUUAAUGACUGUUACAAAUAAAUUUGUUGUUUCAGGAUUUAAUUUUAAUUUAAAUUUUUUAUUAUUAGCUAUACAAUCAAUUGUUUGUAUUGUUACUAUUGGUACUUUAAAAAGUUUAGGUGUUAUUACUUAUAGACCUUUUAAUAAAGAUGAAGCUAAAAAAUGGUCCCCAAUUGCAUUUUUAUUAGUUGGUAUGAUUUAUACAUCAUCAAAAGCUUUACAAUUUUUAUCGAUUCCUGUCUAUACAAUUUUUAAAAAUUUAACAAUUAUUUUAAUUGCUUAUGGUGAAGUUAUUUGGUUUGGUGGAAAAGUUACAACUAUGGCUUUAAGUUCAUUCUUAUUGAUGGUUUUCUCAUCAGUUAUUGCUUAUUAUGGUGAUAAUGCCGAAGCUAAAACUGCAGAUGACGAAUUCUCAAUGUAUUUAGGUUAUUUCUGGAUGUUAACUAAUUGUUUUGCUUCUGCUGCUUUUGUUUUAAUUAUGAGAAAAAGAAUUAAAUUAACUAACUUCAAGGAUUUUGAUACAAUGUAUUAUAACAAUCUUUUAUCAAUUCCAAUUUUAUUAGUUUUUACAUUUGUUUUUGAAAAUUGGUCACCAGAAAAUUUAGAAAAAAAUUUCCCAGCUGAUAAUAGAGCUGCUGUUAUUACUGCAAUGGUUAUUUCCGGUGCUUCAUCAGUUGGUAUUUCUUAUUGUUCAGCUUGGUGUGUUAGAGUUACUUCUUCAACUACAUAUUCAAUGGUUGGUGCAUUAAAUAAAUUACCAAUUGCUUUAAGUGGAUUGAUUUUCUUUGAAGCUGCAGUUAAUUUCUGGUCAGUAUCAUCCAUUUUUGUUGGGUUUGCUGCUGGAUUAGUGUAUGCUGUUGCCAAACAAAAACAACAAAAAGAUGCUCAAACUUUACCAACUACAAGCAAAUAG